AAUAGCCACUAACGAUAUAAUAUUCUCAUAAUGGUCACCCUAAAAUCAUUAUUCAAAGCGUAGCGCUAGAAAAACGAUCUUAGCUUAAAAAUGUUGAAUACCCAAAUAAUUAUGGAACAGAUGCGAUACCAUCCCAUCGUGGCCACUAUUAGCAUAGGAGUCAGCACUGUCCUGGCAUCCGAAGUAAUAUGGAAGGUGGUCCAGUACUUUCGGAGCAAACGAGAGCGCGCGAACCGCGUGCACGAAGUGGUCGUCUUCAAUGAACUGGGCGAAAUAUGUGCGGCGCAGCACCUGCGGAGCACCAGGCCAGGAUCCCAGGAGCCGAAGGUGUCCCACUGCUGGAACACGCAUUGCACGCUGCGAAACGUGGGCAAGAUUGCGGAGCAGAUCGACCGGGCUGUGUACUCCAUUGAUCUGGCCAUCUACACCUUCUCCUCGUUUCUUUUGGCGGACGCACUUAAGCGGGCCCUGCAGCGCGACGUGAGUAUCCGAAUCAUCAGCGACGGUGAGAUGGUCUACUCCAGUGGUUCUCAAACUACUGUGCUGGCGCGCUUGGGAGUUCCGGUCCGAGUGCCCAUUACCACGUACAUGAUGCACAACAAGUUCUGCGUAAUCGACGGUGUGGAGCGCGUUGAGGAAAUCCGUCUGCUUAGGAAGCGCAAGUGGAUGCGUCCGUGCUAUAGCAUCGUAGUCAGCGGCUCCGUCAACUGGACGCGUCAGGGCCUGGGAGGCAAUUGGGAGAACUGCAUUAUCACCGCGGACGAGAAGCUUACAGCCAUGUUUCAGGCGGAAUUCAAUCGGAUGUGGAAGGCUUUUGAGAAGACCGGGGAGAGCCUAAUACAGCACAAAUAGAAAUCAAUAGUUUUAAAGUAUGACAGCAACUUUGUGCCAAACUACCUGUAAGUUUCUCAAUAUACCAAAUAGUUAGUUUUUAUUUUGUAAGUGCCUCCUAUUAAACUAAUACUCUGUAAGGCAAUUAUGAUCUUCACGCAAAAACG
Drosophila erecta is the source of this 998-nucleotide messenger RNA. RefSeq names its product mitochondrial cardiolipin hydrolase (gene zuc). Bases 91 to 852 code for a protein of 253 amino acids. The record is from RefSeq and is a predicted model, not a curated record. Gene Ontology annotation, biological process: piRNA processing. Gene Ontology annotation, molecular function: RNA endonuclease activity producing 5'-phosphomonoesters, hydrolytic mechanism. Gene Ontology annotation, cellular component: mitochondrion. The transcript has a single exon. NCBI's taxonomy places the organism in Eukaryota, Metazoa, Arthropoda, Insecta, Diptera, Drosophilidae.